Messenger RNA from Brienomyrus brachyistius, 737 nucleotides. RefSeq names its product serine/threonine-protein kinase PLK3-like. Gene Ontology annotation, cellular component: centrosome; cytoplasm; nucleus. The record is from RefSeq and is a predicted model, not a curated record. Lineage: Eukaryota; Metazoa; Chordata; Actinopteri; Osteoglossiformes; Mormyridae. The transcript is spliced from 6 exons. The coding region runs from base 19 to 636 and encodes 205 amino acids. Gene Ontology annotation, molecular function: protein serine/threonine kinase activity; ATP binding. Gene Ontology annotation, biological process: mitotic cell cycle; protein phosphorylation; regulation of cytokinesis.
UUAUUUAUCAAUGACCAAAUGGAACUGAAAAUUGGGGAUUUCGGACUGGCGGUCAAGCUGAAGCCGAGGGAGAAAGAAGUGUGUGGUACUCCCGUCUACAUGGCUCCAGAAGUGUGGAAACGAGAGGGCCAUGGAAGGGAAGCGGACGUCUGGGCACUGGGCUGUGUCAUGUACCAGCUUCUGGUUGGGGAAAUCGCAUUCUACGCUGACGAUUACUGGGAGAUGCUCAAGAAUAUAAAGGAAGCCAAAUUUAUUCUACCGCAGAAUCUCUCUAUUGAAGCUGGGAAACUGAUGGGCAAGAUAUUUAGAAUCGACCCACGGGAUCGCCCGUCACUAUCGAAUGUCCGUCGCCACAAGUUCUUCACAAAGGGCUUCACUCCAAAGACACUGCCAGCUAGUAGCUGCAAUACACCACCAAAGCAUAAAUCAGUCAACCCAUUCAAAAAGAUUUUCAACCGUUUCAUGCGCCUGAUACGAAAAAAGCGAUCCAGAGUUGAGCCUUUACGGGAGGAUGCCGAGCAGAGUGGACUUGAGAUCCCCCAGCCUGUGGAGUCACUCCGUGUUCUAGAGGAUGUCAACAGACCAAUGAACAAAUUGACCUGGUCCAGUUGGUCAAAGUGGUUGAGGGACCUGUAGGCAGGCUGUACUCAGCAAGUGCAGUGACGCCCCACACCUGAGUGCCUCCCCCAGCUCCCUGUCCACUCCUGUUUCAAUAAAGUUCUUUUGUGUUUCAAGCA